This is a messenger RNA of Spizellomyces punctatus DAOM BR117, 3137 nucleotides long. RefSeq lists its product as uncharacterized. The record is from RefSeq and is a predicted model, not a curated record. The transcript has 3 exons. NCBI's taxonomy places the organism in Eukaryota, Fungi, Chytridiomycota, Chytridiomycetes, Spizellomycetales, Spizellomycetaceae. Gene Ontology annotation, biological process: maturation of SSU-rRNA. Gene Ontology annotation, cellular component: Noc4p-Nop14p complex; nucleolus; small-subunit processome. The coding region runs from base 103 to 2967 and encodes 954 amino acids.
CUCCGACUUGCAGUUCUUUGGUUGUGCUUCUGUGGUACUCUUCGAGCAUCCUUCCAUACCCACGCUCAUUAGGGCACCUCGAGUCCUCCGCAACACACAACCAUGGGCAAACCUGACGCCCAACCCAAAGCUAAAAAGGGCGGGUCAGCACUCAAAAAGCUGAAGUCCACACUAAAAGAGGCCGGUGUGCUUGGCAAACACCACAAAAUCUCCAAAAAGAAGAGCGCAACACAUCGAGCCUCUGCUCUCUCUGCCCGAAAAGAAGCCGUUCAAACAUUGCGAGAUUUAACGUCUAGACAAACCAACCCUUUCGAACUCCAAUUCACUCGCACAAAGCAUGACGUUCUGAACCGUAAAGUCAAGGGCGCACAAGGUCGUCCGGGUGCGGUUCGCAAACGAGGAGAAGAGAAUAGGAAAAAGACUCUAGCUGUCGAGAUGGAUCGGAAACGAAAAGAGUCGGCAUUUGUGGAUCGGCGAUUUGGUGAGAACGAUCCCAGUAUGUCCAUGGAGGAUAAAAUGUUGGAGCGGUUCAUGAAAGAGAGGUCAAAGCGGUCUGAUAGGGGAAACCUAUUCAAUUUGGAGGAGGAAGACGACGAGGAAUUGACGCAUCUGGGUAAAUCCUUGUCCGAAGAUGCAUUUAACGAUGCCGGGUUUAUGCGGGUGGAAGAUGAUGAGGAUUCCGGACAAAUUGAUCGAAAUACUGUUAGGUAUACUCAUUUUGGAGGAUUCAGUGAUGAUGAGGAAGUGGAAGGCGAAGAUGGAAAGAGAAAGUCAAAGAAUGAAAUCAUGAAGGAAAUCAUUGCAAAGAGCAAAAUGCACAAAAGGGAAAGACAGUUGCAAAAGGAACAAGAUGAUGAAUUAGCGGAUGCCCUUGAUGCCCAAUUAGAUGAUAUCCGUAAUCUCCUUGUUCCAAGCAAGACACCUCCCACGGAACGAUCCACUACUACAAAAAGUCUCACAAAUGAGCCAUCUACUGACUACGCCGACUAUGACUCUUUUGUCCGAGAGUUAGCCUACGAGCGCCGUGCAAAACCCACCGAUCGGAUGAAAACCGAGGAAGAAAUCGCCACAGAAGCCAAGGCGCGUCUCGAAAAACUCGAACGAGACCGCCAGAGACGGAUGAUGGGAUUACCGACCGAAGAAGAAGAACACGAAACGCGUCGUAAAAAUGACUUUGCGGCUCGGAAACGCGUCUCUCAGGCGGAUGAUCUUGGGGAUGAUGAUUAUGGCAAAGCUGUCAGUGUCAUGUUGGAGAAUGAGGAGGAAAAGCCCUUGACGUAUCGCAAUGGAGUAUUGGUCAACGAUCAAGUUUUUAUGAGUAAGAAGAGAAAGCUAGAGGCGGCCAGUGAUGAUGAAGACGAGGAUGAGGAUGAUGAAGAGGAGAGCGACGCUGAUAGCGAGCAGAGUGGGGAUGAUGACGUGAAUGGUUCAGUAGAGUCCGAUCGAGAGGAUGAUAGCGACAACGACGAGGAAGAAGAUGAUGACAAUGAAACUGAAGAAUGGCAAGUCGAGGAAAUUGAUGAAGAAUUUGGGGAAGCGCACGGUGACGAAGACGCAAGCCAAGACGAAGAAUCCGAAGCAGAAGAGAGCGCACCAACCUCCUUGGAAACGAAUGACGCAAAACCUGCCCAACCCCGUUUCAAGCGAAACCCUGACCCAUCCGCCGCCUCCGAACUCCCCUACACCUUUAAAGCUCCAGAAACGCACACAGAGUUUCUGGGACUUGUCAAGGACAGAAACCCAGAGGACCAGGCCACCAUUAUCGAUCGGCUGAGAGUAUUGCACCAUGUGUCAUUGGGCGGGAACAAUCGAAAAACAUUAGAGACUCUCCUUGACAUCCUAUUCGAACACCUGGAUUACCUCUGCUCACAGCCCACACCUUCCUUCAAGACGAUCCACCAUCUGAGCCCCCACAUUAUUAGCCUCUCCCAGCAAUUUGCUUCCCAAUCCGCAGAGUACUUUAUUACAACAUUAACAACUCUCGAAAAACGGCUUUUAAAAAAUCUGGGAUCGGGUAAAGGCUCCAAAGCAUGGCCAGACCUGCACGCCCUCGUAUUACUGAAACUGGUUGCCCGCAUUUAUUCAACAUCGGAUUUGGUUCACCCUGUCGUCACACCCGCCAUGAUUUUGAUUGGGCAGUACCUUGCCUUAUGUCCCGUUGUAAAGGGGAGAGAUGCUGCUGUGGGACUGUUUUUAUGUGAAGUCGUUUACGAGUACGAAACCCUUUCCAAACGCUACGUCCCCGAAGUCAUCAACUUUUUUGGAAACCUUCUCUCUUUGUUACUCCCCCUAGAAGAGCAUACUACGCAAGCUGAAUUCCCUACGGCUCCCAUCCUAGAACCCAAUGUGACGAGUCUACGCAUCAAGGAUUGGUCGGAAACGCUUACACCACUUUCACUUGCAUCCCUGUGCCCCCAAUCGGAGAUUCAUAAUCUCUCCCUACUAAACACAUCACUCCAUCUCUUGACCCGCUUUGCAAAACUCUACACCGACACCUCAACUUUUUCCACCAUUUUCUCUCCAUUCCUCCCCCUUUUAAACCGUAUCCCCCCUUCCCCCCUCUCAACACCCGCCGAGAAAGCCAUCAACACCAUCAUAACAAUCUCCAAAACAGCACCCCUAAAACGCCGUCCCCUCCUCCUCCAAAAACACAAACCCAUCCCCAUCCAAACCUACGUCCCCAAAUUUGAUACUCAUUACUCAAUUGACCGUAAAAAGCGGGAUCCAAAUCGUGAGAGAGCCGAGAAAGCUAAAUUGAAAAAUGAGUAUAAGAAAGAGUACAAGGGGGCUGUUAGAGAGUUGCGCAAGGAUGCGGCUUUUGUUGCCCGUAAGAGGUUGGUGGAGACCAAGCAACGGGAUGUGGAGUAUAAAAAGAAGAUGGACAAGAUUAUGGGACAAUUGGCGAGUCAGGAGGGUGCCAUGAGGGGCUAUGAAAGGGAGAUGAAAAAAGCAAAGGGGAAAAGGUAGUAGUAAAUCAUGUUUUUAGGUGUAUUUAGGUAGGAUAUGGAUAGGCGAUACGAGGCAAAAAAGCAAUCAGUAUGUAGAAUAUAUAGUGUAGAGGUGACAGAAACUGGCACUAGCUACUACACCAGGGAAUAAACCAGCGACAACCGGUUCGGAAAAGCUAAGCUACUACU